Mytilinidion resinicola is the source of this 471-nucleotide messenger RNA. RefSeq lists its product as uncharacterized. The coding region runs from base 1 to 471 and encodes 156 amino acids. The record is from RefSeq and is a predicted model, not a curated record. The transcript has 4 exons. Lineage: Eukaryota; Fungi; Ascomycota; Dothideomycetes; Mytilinidiales; Mytilinidiaceae.
AUGGCACCCACCGAUGAGCAGCAGCAGCAGUCCCGUACUGAGUGGUUGAAGCAGACCUACAACAACCAGUACGAGAGUUGGAUGCCUUGGAUGGAAGACCAAUACCUAAAAUGGUUCACCAAAGACAACAAGACCAGCUAUGCCGCCAAACAAGAACUCGACAAAAGCAAAGUGACCGGCGUCGAGCAAGUAGACCAACUCCAAGACGGCGUAAACAACCUCGUCGCCGGCCAGGUCGGCCAGGGCGGCCUUGCUCAACCCCUUGGUGACUUGGCGUCAAAGGAGGGUAUGAAUCGUGCCGAACGCGGUGGCAAGGAUGACCAAGGACGUCCUAUCGACAGCCAGGGGCCGCUGGGUGGCUAUGGGGAGGCAGCAACUGGACAAGUGAAAGGUGCGGGUGAGGGUGUGGUGGAUGGUGCGAAGGGAGCGGGUGGGUAUCUCGGCGGAUUCUUGGGAGGGUCGAAGAAAUAG